Molecule: messenger RNA, 1617 nt
Organism: Penicillium coprophilum
Lineage: Eukaryota; Fungi; Ascomycota; Eurotiomycetes; Eurotiales; Aspergillaceae
Exons: 6
Coding region: 1-1617 (538 amino acids)
Biological process (GO): transmembrane transport
Cellular component (GO): membrane
Molecular function (GO): sulfate transmembrane transporter activity
Source: RefSeq, a predicted model, not a curated record
AUGUCUAUAGAGGAAACAAAGAAAGCACAGAUUUCUGCCAGUAGUACAGAUGGCUCAGACGAAGAGUGGCAGAAGAGUGAAACUCUCAAAUUAGAAGGAACAUUUGAGGCCAGGGAGGGGCAUCACUUCUAUAGGCCAAUUGAUAGCUAUGAGGGCCUGCAUCGCUGGGAUCCGAACUUUGAAUGGACAGAGAAAGAAGAGAAAAUCAUUGUCAGAAAGAUUGAUGCCCGUGUCUGCACAUUUGCCUGCGUGACCUUCUUUGCACUGCAGCUAGAUCGAGGAAAUAUCGGCCAGGCGCUCGCAAGUACUCUUCUGGAAGAUCUGCGGAUGACUAGUAACGAUUACAACUUGGGUCAGACGGUAUUUCUGGUCUGCUUCCUGUUGGCUGAAAUGCCCUCUCAGUUACUUUCCAAGAGGAUCGGCCCAGAUCGUUGGAUUCCAAUCCAAAUGGUCUCUUGGAGUUUGAUAGCGGCUUGCCAGGCCUUCUUGAAAGGGCGUGGAUCAUAUUUGGCCUGUCGCGCCCUCCUGGGACUACUAGAAGGCGGCUUUAUACCGGAUACAAUUCUUUUCUUGUCCUUCUUUUAUAAAUCCAGUGAGCUGCCAAAAAGAUUGACCUGGUUCUGGAUUUCCUACACCGUUGCCGGAAUUAUUGGUUCAUUCCUAGCAUUUGGAUUCCUGCACAUCACUGAUGCCAACGGCCGCGGUGCGUGGAGAUAUCUAUUUGCAUACGAGGGUCUUAUCACCGGCGUGAUUGGAAUUAUUGCUGCAUUCUGGAUGCCAGCGUCUCCCGUCCAGACCAAGGGAGGGCUCCGCGGAAAAAACGGAUGGUUCACAGAACAUGAAGAAAAGAUCAUCGUUAACCGCGUUAUCCGGGACGACCCCAGUAAGGGCAGCAUGCACAACCGGCAAGCAGUCACCCCACGUCGGCUCUGGGAGUCGCUCAAGGAUUAUCAUAUGUGGCCAAUUUACGCUCUCGGUCUUAUCUGGAUGAUACCUUCCAAUCCGUCGCAGAACUACCUCACGCUACAAUUACGAUCCCAGGGAUUCACAACUUUCCAGACGAAUUUGCUCACGAUUCCAGCGGCUCUCAUUGCAAUUAUUUCCAUGACAUCAAUCACGUGGGUUGCUGAGCGUACAAACCAGCGCCUUCUCUGGGGCGUGCUAGUCGAAGUCUGGAAUUUGGCCUUACUGAUCGCACUAGAGUUGCUUCCUCAGAAAAGUAUGCCCUGGCCCCGUUGGGCAAUACUUACUCUUCUUGUCGGUGGGCCGAACAUUCAUCCUGUCAUUGUGGCAUUGACUUCACGAAAUGCCGGAUCUGUGCGGACUCGCACUGUUGCUUCUGCAUUGUAUAAUAUGUCUAUACAAGUUAGUAGCAUUGCCGGUGCUAAUGUGUACCAAGCAAAAGAUGCGCCAUACUACCGAAAGGGAAACAAAACUCUCAUCGCACUAGCUGUCGUCAGUGGGUUUCUUUUCGUCUUCAGCAAGUUUUAUUACGAUUAUUGGAAUAGGAAAAACUCUGCAAAAUGGGACGCUAUGACAAGCGAGCAAAGAGAGCUUUACUUGCGUGAAAACCCCGUUCUGACUAACAAAAGAAUCGACUUUCGGUUCGCUCGUUAA